CGACCUCUCCCGCCUCCCUCCUCCUCGCUCUACCCCGAACUCCAUUGACAUCCUCCGACCAGUCCCUCUCCUCGGCGACCACAUCAGAUCGACGACGGGCUCCUCCUGAACGGCGGCAGAAGACGUGCCUGCUCGCUGUUUAAUCGCCGCUAUUUGCUUCCUAUUUGAAUACUCCGGCCGAUCUGCUGCCGCCGCCCAAGAGGAGAGGGAAGAUCGAGGGCCCUGACAGGUGAGGUACGUGUUCUUGGUUGGUUGGCCAGCCGAUUGGAAGGGAGAGGAGGAGAAGGCAGAAGUGAGAUAAAGAAAAGAGAGAUGGCUGGGGGAUUCGGCGGCGGCGAGGCCGUGGCGGGGAGGGCAGAGCAGUACGAGGGGAAGAUCACCGGGUACUUCAUCCUGGCCUGCAUCGUCGGCUCCUUCGGCGGUUCCCUCUUCGGCUACGACCUCGGCGUCUCCAGCGGCGUGACCUCCAUGGACGACUUCCUGCUCAAGUUCUUCCCGGACGUGUACGCGCGGAAGCACGCGCACCUGCGUGAGACGGACUACUGCAAGUACGACAACCAGGUUCUCACCCUCUUCACCUCCUCGCUCUACUUCGCGGGUCUCGUCUCCACCUUCGGGGCCUCCUACGUCACCAAGCGCCACGGGCGGCGGGCCAGCAUCAUGGUGGGCGCCGUGAGCUUCUUCCUGGGCGGCGCCGUGAACGCGGCGGCCCAGAACGUGGCCAUGCUCAUCGUGGGCCGUGUCCUCCUGGGCGCCGGCAUCGGGUUCGGCAACCAGGCCGUGCCGCUCUACCUGUCGGAGAUCGCGCCCUACAAGAUCCGUGGCGCCGUCAACCAGCUGUUCCAGCUCACCACCUGCCUGGGCAUCCUCGUCGCCGACGUCAUCAACUACUUCACGGACCGGAUCCACCCGUGGGGAUGGCGCCUCUCGCUGGGCCUCGCCAUGGGCCCGGCCACGGCCAUCUUCGUCGGCGCGCUCUUCCUCCCGGAGACCCCCAACAGCCUGGUGGAGCGAGGGAAGCUGGAGGAGGCCCGAAGGGUGCUGGAGAAGGUGAGGGGCACCCACAAGGUGGACGCCGAGUUCGAGGACCUCAAGGAAGCCAGCGAGGCGGCGCGAGCAGUCAAAGGAACCUUCCGGAACCUUCUGGCGGUGCGGAACCGGCCGCAGCUCAUCAUCGGGGCGCUGGGGAUCCCGGCGUUCCAGCAGCUGUCCGGGAUGAACUCCAUCCUCUUCUACUCCCCCGUCAUCUUCCAGAGCCUGGGCUUCGGCUCCUCGGCGGCGCUCUACUCCUCCAUCAUCACGGGGUCGAUGCUCGUCGCCGGCGCGUUGAUCUCCAUGGUGGUCGUGGACAGGCUGGGUCGCCGGUUCCUCUUCAUCGAGGCGGGGAUCCAGAUGAUCGUGUCCAUGGUGGUGGUGGCGGUGAUCCUGGCGCUCAAGUUCGGCCACGGGGAAGAGAUCUCCAAGGGGGUCGGUACGGUGCUCGUGGUGGCCAUCUGCAUGUUCGUGGUGGCUUACGGGUGGUCUUGGGGACCGCUGGGGUGGCUGGUGCCGAGCGAGCUGUUCCCGCUGGAGAUGCGGUCGGCGGGGCAGAGCGUGGUGGUGUGCGUCAACCUCUUCUGGACGGCGGCCGUGGCGCAGUGCUUCCUGGCCGCCAUGUGCCACCUCCGGUGGGGCGUCUUCGUCCUCUUCGCCGCGCUCAUCGUCGUCAUGUCCGUGUUCGUCAUCCUGCUGCUGCCGGAGACGAAGCAGGUGCCCAUCGAGGAGAUCUGGAUGCUCUUCGACAAGCACUGGUACUGGAAGCGGGUCGUCACCAAGGACCCCAAGUACCAAGGUCACACGCGGCACCAGCGGCAGGAAAUGGCAGCCGCCAGCGCCUCCACUGUCAAGCCUGUUUCUUCGGAUGCUUGAUCCAUGCAUGAUGAUGAAGAUAAAAUGUUUCAAUAAAAGAUACUUAGAUCUCUUGUUCGUGACAGUUUGAUUAGGAUUUGUUGGACUCCAUCUCGGGAGGUGUGAUGCAUGGUAGUGGGUCAGUGAAAUCUUCGAUGCAAAGGUUGUGUGCCCGGCCCAGAUGUUGCCGCUGCAUGAUGCAGUAUCGAUAUCAGCUACACUAGGCAAGUUACAUGUUACUAGCUGAAUCUAUAAACUUUUUACAAAAUCUGUGUUGCAGUCAA
Brachypodium distachyon (stiff brome) is the source of this 2171-nucleotide messenger RNA. Its product is annotated as sugar transport protein 14. The coding region runs from base 313 to 1908 and encodes 531 amino acids. The record is from RefSeq and is a predicted model, not a curated record. Gene Ontology annotation, molecular function: monosaccharide transmembrane transporter activity. The transcript is spliced from 3 exons. Gene Ontology annotation, cellular component: membrane. Gene Ontology annotation, biological process: monosaccharide transmembrane transport. Lineage: Eukaryota; Viridiplantae; Streptophyta; Magnoliopsida; Poales; Poaceae.